UUUUUUUAAAUUAUUAAUUAGUCGCUUGUUAGCACUUGAGGCUUGAAUACACAAACAUCUAGCUCUAAGAUGUUUAAAAUAUUUCAAAUAGUUUUCGUAUUUAUAACUGUUUAUUGCACUUUUUGGGUAAAGUGUCAAAAAGAACCACAUUUUCUAGGAAAUCGCUCUAGUAUAGUGCAUCUUUUCGAGUGGACUUGGCGUGAUAUAGCCAAAGAAUGUGAAGAUUUUUUGGGUCCUCAGGGGUAUGGGGGUGUGCAGAUUUCUCCUCCUAAUGAAGUGCGUGAGAUAGAGGGUAAUCCCUGGUGGGCACGUUAUCAGCCACUCUCUUAUAUACUCACUUCCCGUUCGGGUAAUCAAGCUGACUUAAGCAAUAUGAUAGAACGUUGCCAUAAAGCUGGUGUACGCAUUUACGUAGACAUAGUAAUGAAUCAUAUGACUGCUUAUGCUGAGGGCGAUUCUAUUGGCACAGCCGGUUCACGCUGUAAUUACAAUAAACGUACUUAUCCAGCGGUACCCUAUGGUUCCAAUGAUUUUCAUACUCCAUGUAAUAUAAAAAAUUAUCAAAAUGCUUCCGAAGUAAGAAAUUGUCAAUUAAAUACUCUAUUGGAUUUAAAUCAAACUAUACCUCAUGUACGUGACAUGAUUAUCAAUUACAUGAAUAAAUUGGUGGAUUUAGGAGUGGCUGGUUUUCGUAUCGAUGCUGCUAAACAUAUGUGGCCAGCAGAUUUACAGAUUAUUUAUGGCAGAUUAAAACCUUUGAAUGAAAAGUUUGGUUUUACGAAGAAUAGCUGGCCUUAUAUUUAUCAAGAGGUCAUUGAUCUAGGGGGUGAGAGUAUAAAGAAGACCGAAUACUCUCCGUUGGGUGCUGUCACUGAAUUCAGGUACUCUACCGAGAUUGGCAAAAUCUUUCGCGGUAAAAACUCUUUAAAAUACCUCCGUAAUUGGGGUCCUGAAUGGGAGAUGUUGCCCUCCAACGAUGCUUUAGUAUUUGUAGACAAUCAUGAUAACCAAAGAGGACAUGGUGCUGGUGGUGCUGAUAUUUUAACUUUUAAAGAACCAGAACUUUAUAAAAUGGCUGUAACAUUCAUGUUGGCCCAUCCUUAUGGCAAGGUGUCUCGAAUAAUGAGUUCUUAUGCUUUCACCAAUACCGAUCAAGGACCACCUUUAGACAAUAAGGGACAUAUAAAACCUCCUACAUUCCUUAAAAACCAGCUUUGUGAUGUUGAGAACUCCGGCUGGAUAUGUGAACAUAGAUGGCCGGAGGUUAAGGAAAUGGUAAAGUUCCGCAAUUUUGUGUUGGGUGAAGCUUUAGAGAAUUGGUGGGAAAAUGGUGAAAAUCAAAUAGCUUUUUCAAGAGGUCAUAAGGGUUUUGUGGUGUUUAAUAUGGAGAUGCAGAAAGAAUUGAAGGCUGCCAUACAAACUGGUUUGCCUCAGGGAGUGUAUUGUGAUAUAUUAACCGGGGUAAAGGAGAAUAAUGUUUGCACUGGUGGUCACAUAGAGGUGGGUCAAGAUGGCAAGGCUUUAGUGCAAUUAGCUAAAGGACCUAAGGCUUUAGCUGUGUAUUUAAAAGCUAAAAUUUAAUUUUAAUGUAUUAUAAGGUUUUGCAAAUAAAAAUAUAUGGUGGCUAGAUAAA
Molecule: messenger RNA, 1633 nt
Organism: Lucilia sericata (common green bottle fly)
Lineage: Eukaryota; Metazoa; Arthropoda; Insecta; Diptera; Calliphoridae
Product: alpha-amylase 2-like
Exons: 3
Coding region: 70-1581 (503 amino acids)
Biological process (GO): carbohydrate metabolic process
Molecular function (GO): alpha-amylase activity; cation binding
Source: RefSeq, a predicted model, not a curated record